AUCGCCCCCAAAACGGUCACACUACGCGCCACACUAUCAAGUUAUUAACUUUCCGCAACAGUUCAAUUCGGUAAACAUAUUCAAAACUAAAACAGAUCUUUCGAGAUGGCUGCCGAUCCGGAAUUCGACACAAAGAAUGGAAUUGUGGACGGACCAACGCCGCCGCACUCCGAACUGGCGGCCCUAUAUAGGCAGAGCUUCGCCUACUACACGUUCCGUGUGCGCCUGCCCUCGACCUUGGCCACCAUCGCGGACUCCCUGGUCAAGGACAAGGACGUCCUGCUGGCCACAUAUGGUGCUGAAGCAGGCCCCGAUAUAGAACGAGCUACAAAGGAUGUCAGGCAGCUGCGGCAGGAUAUCCUUAGCAAUGGUCCUUUGCUGCCCUUCGAGGGGCAGGAUCGCGACACCCAACUGUGGAACGCAUUCCUGGAAAAGCUGCCCAAGGAGAAAAGGACCUACUUCUCCGCCUGCUGGCUUUACGCCGAGUGCUACAUGUACCGCAAAAUCUCAGCCAUUUUCCGGGCCACGCCCCAUUUGUCCGCCCACGAUUACUUCAGCCAGCAGAAGCAGACGGCGGCCAAACUGAGCGUGGACGCCAUGCUGGCGGUGGCCAAUGCCACGCGGCAGAACGAUCGGAACGCGGACACCUUCCGGCAGCUGAUCAAGCUGAAUCUGUGGGGCAACCGCUGCGACCUGUCCAUCACCUCCGGCAAGCAGGUGAAGCCCACUGGCAACGCCUUCGACCAGGUCACGGACCUGGAGGACAAGCUGCUAAUUGACGGCACCGCGGAGGUGUGGCGAGCCCUCUAUGGAGCCGCCGGCGACGGCAUUGUGGACAUUAUUUUCGACAACGCCGGCUAUGAGCUGUACACGGACCUCAUUUUGGCCGAGUACAUCAUCGACAAGGGACUGGCGGCCAAGGUGCGCUUCAACCCGAAGGCCAUUCCCUGGUUCAUAUCGGACGUGAUGGAGCACGACUACCACUGGACGCUGCGAUUCCUGGCCGAGCAUCCGGAACCGGCGCUGAGUGAGUUGGGCAAAAAGUGGCAGCGCUUGACCACGGAGGGCAAGUUCGAGCUUGCGCCGCUGGAACACUUCUGGACCAGUCCCUACGAGUUUUAUCGCAUGCCGGAGGUGAAUCCCGCCCUCUACGACCGUCUGAAGGAGGCGCAGCUGGUGAUUUUCAAGGGUGAUCUUAAUUACCGAAAGUUGUUGGGGGACUUCUCCUGGGACAGCACGGAGUCCUUCGAAACCUGCCUGAGGGGCUUUCGUCCCUCAAACCUUUGCACUCUGCGCACGGUUAAAGCGGACCUGAUCUGCGGACUAGCCGAUGGCGUGGCGGAGCAACUGUUUGCCAAGGACAAGGAGUGGAUGCUGACCGGGGAGUACGGAGUCAUACAGUUUGCCAGCAAGUAAAGGACGAAAGCAGGACAAGGACAGGCGUAUAGUUCAAUUGUUGUAGCCUUAAUUACUAGCUUAAUUGUUAAAAAGUGGAGUGGGCUAAUGCUAGAGGCGGAAAGUAAGUCUUCUUUUUUAAAAACUAAUGUUUAGCAGGUAAAAACGUUAAAACUGAAUUUGUUUAUGAUCAAAAUCGCUUGCUAUAGAGCUCAGUUUAUUGGCAUUGUAAAACUAGUCUCCUUUCUUUUUAAAUUUGUUUGUAUACUUUGUUUUUAAUGAUAUAACUUAUUAAAGUUGACAAAGAUAUUUUACCAAAAAAUGUUAACUUAAUAUUAAGUAAAUAAGAAAGAAUACUUACAAGUUCAGAUCUUUUCGCCGCUAGCAUUGGAUCCACUCCCUAUAAAGCCUUUGCAUUGUUAUAAAAGCACACGUACUCACACUUAUGAGCAAUGUCAGUUGCCCAGGGGGCAACUAAAAAUUAGUAAAAUCUCAAUUUGAAA
Molecule: messenger RNA, 1898 nt
Organism: Drosophila gunungcola (fruit fly)
Lineage: Eukaryota; Metazoa; Arthropoda; Insecta; Diptera; Drosophilidae
Product: damage-control phosphatase ARMT1
Exons: 5
Coding region: 106-1416 (436 amino acids)
Biological process (GO): DNA damage response
Cellular component (GO): cytoplasm; nucleus
Molecular function (GO): phosphatase activity
Source: RefSeq, a predicted model, not a curated record